Molecule: messenger RNA, 1194 nt
Organism: Emericellopsis cladophorae
Lineage: Eukaryota; Fungi; Ascomycota; Sordariomycetes; Hypocreales; Bionectriaceae
Exons: 5
Coding region: 1-1194 (397 amino acids)
Source: RefSeq, a predicted model, not a curated record
AUGGCGCUCGAGCCUGGCCUCGAACCCCCCUCGGGGCAGGUGUCAAACUUUGACAACCCCGACCGCCACAUGUUCUACUACUGCAUCGCCGCCAAUGUCACGGGCGUCGCUGUCACGACGGUCUUCAUGGGGCUCCGCCUGUGGGCGCGGCGUCGGUUGAGCAUGAGGCUGCAGGCAGACGAUGUGGCCUGCAUCGUUGGCUACAUUGGCUUUGUGAUCUACUGCGGGAUAUGCCUACUCAUGCUGAGAUUCGGCGGCGGAAUUCACCAGUGGGAUGUCGUGGCGUCGGCUGUGCCUUCGUAUAACCAGGCAAGGGUGCCCAGAACAGAUAUGGUCCGAGUGACACUGGCUGACCAGAGCCAGGCAGUAUACGCGACCAUGGUCAACUACGGCCCAACGGUGCUCGCGACAAAAGCCGCCAUCCUCCUCUUUCUCAACCGCAUCUUUGCGCCCUACAAGGGCUACGUCGCGCUCAUCUACAGCUUUCUCGGGAUCAUGGCCGUCUACUACACCGUCAUGUUCUUCCUCAAAAUCUUCAUCUGUCGGCCGAUCCCCGUGUUUUGGGGCGAGGGCGAGGGCGAGUGCUUCAACCAGCGCGUGCUGAUCUUGGUGGACAAUGUGAUCAGCCUGAUGAGCGACAUUGUUGUCUUCCUGCUGCCCUGUCCCCUCGCCAAGCAGCUGCAGGUCGGUCUGAUGGCCAAGGUCAAGAUUGCCGUCGUGUUUGGCGUGGGUGGUAUCGCAUGCAUCUUCAGCCUGAUCCGGCUGAUCUUCAUUAUCAACCGCGGCAACAGCCCUGACCAGACCUAUGUGUUCAUGGAGAUCAACCUCACGGGUGUCGCCGAGGUGGGCAUAGGACUCGUCUGCGCCACGCUGCCCCUGAUGCCAGCGCUGUGGAAGUCCAUCCGUCACGAGGAAAAGGUUGGGUACUGGUCGCAGGCCAACUCCAAUUUUGAGAUGUUCGACUCGCACAAGAGGUCACGCAACGCCACGCGCGACCAGACGGCGGUCACGUACAACGACCCGAUCGACAGCGACGAGCAUACAUUGAUACCGGGCAAGGGCUGUGUGACGACGCAGAUCCAGGGGGGAGGCGAGGGCCCGGGGAAGGAGAGCGCAGGGUCAGACGCCACGGAUACUCAGGGCAAGCCUCGAAUCAUGCUGACCACCGAGGUGAGGCAGACGCAUGAGGGCUGA